This is a messenger RNA of Lotus japonicus, 5713 nucleotides long. Its product is annotated as nuclear pore complex protein NUP214. Gene Ontology annotation, molecular function: structural constituent of nuclear pore. The coding region runs from base 212 to 5398 and encodes 1728 amino acids. Lineage: Eukaryota; Viridiplantae; Streptophyta; Magnoliopsida; Fabales; Fabaceae. The record is from RefSeq and is a predicted model, not a curated record. Gene Ontology annotation, biological process: RNA export from nucleus. The transcript is spliced from 18 exons.
CCAUUUUCCCUUCUUGUUCCUUUCCCUCUCCUCUUUCCCCCUUUAAACACAGCACUAGAGCCCUACUGCGCGCCGAGAAAUUGAACCCCUCCGCGUCCACUCAACGCAGACGCACCAACUCCGCUAUCUCCUCCACAUUAUUCUGCCACUCUCAACCUUUCCGCUCUGCACGCCGCCGCACACGGUGGUGGUAACUGAGUUUAGGAACAAGAUGAGCACCGUUAAGAUCGAAGAGCUUGAAGGAGAAGGAUUCCCCACCUCCGAUUACUUCUUCAAGAGUAUAGGAGAUCCCGUUCCGUUGAAGUCCAAUGAUUAUAGCUUCGACCCCGAAACCCUUCCUUCGCAUCCUCUCGCGCUCUCCGAACGCUUUCGCCUCACCUUUGUGGCUCAUUCUUCUGGUUUUUUCGUUGCGAAGACGAAGGACCUUAUUGAUUCCGCGAAGGAGUUUAAGGACAAGGGAAGUGGCUCUCCAGUGCAGCAGCUCAGUCUUGUUGAUGUUUCUAUUGGGAGGGUUCGAAUAUUGGCUUUGUCCACUGACAAUUUAACACUAGCGGCUUCUGUUUCCGGUGACAUACGAUUCUACUCCGUCCGUGACUUUGUGAAUAAGGAAGUGAAGCAAUCGUUUUCCUGUUCACUCAAUAAUUCAACCUUUGUCAAGGACAUGCGUUGGAUAACAACAUCAGAAAAUUCUUAUGUUGUUCUUUCAAAUACUGGGGCACUAUAUCAUGGAGAGCCUGGUUUUCCCCUUAAACUUGUGAUGGAGAAUGUUGAUGCUGUUGAUUGGGGCGUGAAAGGGAGAUUUGUUGUUGUGGCAAGAAAGAAUGCUCUAAGCAUUUUAUCGACUAAAUUUGAAGAAAGGGUUUCAAUUUCACUACCAUUCGAAUCCUGGAUCAGUGAUUAUGCAGAUAAUGUUAGCAUAAAAGUUGAUUCUAUCAAGUGUGUUCGACCUGAUUCCAUUAUAAUUGGAUGCUUUCAACUCACUGAAGAUGGCAAGGAGGAAAAUUAUCUUAUCCAAGUUAUUAGAAGCAGACUUGGUGAAAUUGCUGAUGGUUGUUCUGAAUUAGUUGUCCGAUCCUUCUAUGAGAUUUACCCAUGUCUAACUGAUGACAUUGUGCCCAUUGGAACUGGACCCUACCUUCUAUUGACAUAUUUAGAACAAUGCCAGCUUGCAAUCAAUGCCAACGUGAAAAAUACAGAUGACCACAUUGUGUUGCUCGGUUGGUCAAUAGAUGGUGAUAAGAGUGAAGCUGCAGUUGGUUAUAUUACAGAAGAUAAAUAUAUUCCCAGAAUCGGGCUUCAAGAUAAUGGCGAUGAUAAUUUGCUUUUGGGGCUAUGCAUUGAUAAUGUUUCGAUAUAUGAUAAAGUUGAGAUUCAACUUGGUGGGGAGGAAAGAAAUGAGCUCUCACCAUAUUGUGUUCUUUUAUGUCUCACAUUAGAGGGAAAACUUGUUAUGUUCCAUGUUGCCAGUCUUGCAGGAAGUAAAGUUUCUCCUGAGUUUGAUUCUACUGUGCAUGAUGAGGAAGAUGCUUUUGUAAGGCCACCUGUGGAUGAAAGCUCCACUUCUCAUGGAUUACAAAAAAAGACACAGGAAUUGGAUAAGGCUGUUGAGGUGAUUGAGAAUCUGAAGUCCAAGCCUCAUGCAAAUCCUAAUCAAAUUACACAAACCGAAGAUUAUAGUAAGUACCUGGAAGUGGAAUCAGUGAAAAAUGUGCAGUCUCUGAAUUCUGAUAAUCAAAAUCCAUGUCCUCCAGGCGAACAACAGAAAAACGUAGGUCAAAAGACUGCAGCACUUGGUACGAGCACUGGUUCUUUUAUAGCAAGCCGUAAUUCUGCUGCUCAUGGUUUGCCAAGUUAUAAUUUACAAGAAACUACUGAAAUGACUACGGGGCUCUGGAAUAAAAAUAGUUCACAGGGCUCACAUAGAGUUUCUCAUCCAUUGCCCGGUGAAACAUUUUCAUUUCCAAAAAACGCUUCAGUGUCUUCAUUUUCAGCUUCUAGUAAUGCUGGUGGUGUUGGUUAUCAAAGUAAAAAAUAUCCUAUGGGUGCUACAAAUGUUCUUGACAGCACGGGUAGAGAGCCCUUUAAUGUACGGGAUGUGAGUGGUGUAUCUCCUGCCAUCAAUUCUACCAGUAGGCUAGUUCAGAGUGGUGGACAAACAACUUCUGUAGGAUCAGGGAAUAUUCAGCCAGUAGUUGGUGGCAACUCACCUGUGACAUCAAAUGGAAAUACUACAACUGUAAAGUCAUCUGUUACUACAAGUGGAAAGUCAUCUGUUCAGAAGUUUCCUCCUAAUGAGCAGCGUGUAACUUCAUUCAAGCUUCCAGCAUCAAGUUCCGAUUUCUCAAAGCAGUUUGGCAAUAUUAAUGAGAUGACCAAAGAGUUAGAUUUGCUUUUGAAGUCAAUAGAGGAGACUGGUGGCUUCAGAGAUGCUUGCACGAGGUCCCUGCACAGUUCAGUUGGGGAAGUGGAGCAAAGCAUGGACACUAUAUCUAAACAAUGCAAAAUAUGGACGUGCCAAGUGGACGAACAUCUUGAGCAGGUUCAUUAUCUUCUUAAUAAGACAAUACAAGUUGUGGCUAGAAAAAUAUACAUUGAAAGCAUAUAUAAGCAAGCUUCUGAUAGCCGAUAUUGGGACUUAUGGAAUAGGCAAAAGUUGAAUUCAGAACUGGAGCUAAAACGACAACAUAUACUGAGUCUAAAUCAGGAUUUAACCUAUCAGUUAAUUGAAUUAGAGAGGCAUUUCAAUGCUCUUGAGCUGAACAAAUUCAGUCAAUAUGGUGGUCAUCGCAAAAGUCUUGGAGCUUUUCAAAAUAGACAUGGACCAUCAAGAUCUAUCCAGUCGUUGCAUAGUUUACAUAGUGCAAUUGGUUCGCAACUUGUAGCUGCUGAGAAUCUCUCUGAAUGUCUUUCAAAACAAAUAGCAGCAUUGAGUUUGAGGUCUGCAUCGGAGGAUCAAAAGAAUGUUAAGGAACUCUUUGAAACGAUAGGAAUUCCUUAUGAUGCUUCUUUUGGCUCUCCAGACAUUAAAGGUUUUAUGAAGACUCCUCCUAGUAAGAAGCUCUUGUUUCCUGAUUUGACUAUUAAUAAAAAUCAAUCUAUGAGAGUUCAAGCAAGUGCUAUGAAGAGUUGUGAACCAGAAACGUCGAGGAGGAGGAGAGACUCACUUGACCAGAGCCUGACCUGUUUUGAACCUCCGAAAACCAUCAUCAAAAGGAUGCUGCUUCAAGAUCUCCAGAAACCAAAAUCUAAUGAAUCAUUCAUUUCAAUGAAUAAAGAAAAGGUUAAAAUUUCCAUGCUGGAGGAAUCUGCUCCGCGUCAAGGAGAUGCCAGAAUUCCUUCAUCUGUUUUCCCUGCUUCAAAAAUGAAAGCAAGCAUUCUGGAUUCCCAUCUUCAAUUUGAAGAGGUGUCAGAGCACUCAAAGGUACAACCUAAGGCUGACAACCUCCAAGCACCCACUCAAGUUUCAGAUUCCAAGUCUCGUGUUUUGCAGAGAAGCAAUAUUUCGGCAGUUCCCUCACAGCCUGCAUUCCAGUUGUCAACUGCAAUGAUGCAUGGUCAUGGUACAGAAACUAAAGAUUUGGCUGCAGAAAAAUCAAAUGUUUUUCAAAAAUUUGAUUUAACAUCAAAAACUGAGAGCAAGUCUAUUCUGAAUACAAAAUUGCCUCAAAAAUCCUCAACAUCUGCCAAUUCAACCACAGCAACACCUUUAUCCAUGUUUAAAUCCAGUGAAUUUAUGCCCAAUACGAACAGUAAAAUGACUAUGGCUUCAAGUUCCACAAUGGGAGACAAACUUUCAGGUGCAUUUAAUCCCGAGUCUCGGAGAAAAGAUGUCCCAUCCUUAGAGUCGCAGUCAUUCACUGUUUCUGCAGCUUCAACUUUGUUUGGAAAGGGUAAUGAUUUCGAUGCUGAUAAAAAUAGGCUCAAAGAAAAUAGUCCUGCUGUACCCUCAUUUGGUAGUUCUCGUGAAUCUCUGUCAUCUCCAACUACUAAAACACCAUCAGCCUCUCCGGUGUCAUCAUCUGUCUCAUCUGCAGCUGGGCCUCCAGCAGCAGUGUCUGUAACGUUGAGCAGUUCUAUGACUAGUUCAAACACCAGUAAAGAUUCUAAUCACAUUAUUUCAACAUCUUCAGCAUCAGAUUUUCAUUACUUGUCUAAUCAGGACCCGAAACCAACAUUGCCCUCAUUAUCUAACCCACCUUUCUCGAAUUCAACAUUAACAUCAGCCAAAUCAGAUACCCAACCAGCUGGUGUGUCUAAUUUAAAGACUGACGAUGCUGCUUCAGAAGCGGUUUCUCAUCUAAAUGAGCCUCUAAAUAGUGAAUCUGAAUUGAAGCUGGGAUCUUCAAGAACAUUCAAUCCUACUACUGAACAACCUUCUAACAAUAUAACAAGUUCCGAGCUCAAAGUUGUCUCUGUUUCUCAGUCAGAACAGCCUUCUGGUGCACCUGUCCAGCUUUCAACUUCUUUCAUUGCUUCUGCUAGCGUUUCAAGUGUGAAAAAUGAGGGCUUUGAUGUGGGAAUAUCACAAGAGGAUGAGAUGGAGGAAGAAGCUUCUGAGACAAGUAACACAACUGAACUUAGUUUGGGAAGCCUUGGCGGGUUCGGCAUUGGCUCGAGCCCUAACCAAUCAUUUUCUAAAUCAAAUCCAUUUGGGGUUUCAUUUAAUAAUGCAUCAAGCUCUGCAAUUACAUUCUCAGUUCCUAGUGGAGAGCUGUUUCGACCAGCAUCUUUUUCCUUCCCGAGCCCUCAGUCGUCUGCAUCAGCCCAGCCAACAAACUCUGGCGCAUUCUCGGGUAGCUUCAAUACUGGGGCAGCUGUUCCCACCCAAGCUCCAAGCGCGUUUGGGCAGCCGGCACAAAUUGGAUCGGGGCAGCAGGUUCUUGGAUCAGUUCUUGGUACUUUUGGACAAUCAAGACAGCUUGGUAGUGGUCUCCCUGGAAGUGGUCCUGCGGCUCCCAGUGGUUUUGGUGGUGGAUUUGCUGGCAGUAGUUCUCCUGGUGGCUUUUCAAAUGCUGCUGUGGCUGGAGGUUUUGCUGGUAUAGCAUCGACAGGUGGAGGUUUUGCAGGCAUAUCAUCAACAGGUGGUGGAGGUUUUACUGGUGUUGCAGCAACAGGUGGAGGCUUUUCUGGAUUUGCAGCUCCUGUUGGUGGUGGGUUUGGUGCAGCUGCUGCUCCCACUAGUGGUGGAUUUGGUGGUGCUGCUUCCACUGGUGGUGGGUUUGGUGCAGCUGCUGCUCCCACUAGUGGUGGAUUUGGUGGUGGUUUUGGUGCUGUUCCUUCAGCUGGUGGAUUUGGAGGAGCUGGCUCAGGUGGUGGGUUUGGGGCAUUUAGCAACCCAGGAAGUGGUGGUUUUGGAGGUAGUAAACCACCUGAGCUGUUCACACAGAUGAGAAAAUAGUAUUGCAUCCUACAUUGAAAAGUUCGUAAGUGAAAAUGAUUUGAAAGCUGAAGUUGAGGCUCUAGAAUUUGUGGUGCUCCGUGAAGAUUACAUCUGUAGUCCGACUACAAUAUUUAUAGAAAAGAAAAUGGUGCAAUUUGAAAGUGUAGAAUUUUCUUUUAUCAUGAGCAAUUCCAUAGACCAACUUUCUUGAGAAAUGCAUGUAAUUUGUAGUCAUGUUGAGCUGUGCUCUGCUUUGAAAUGAUCACCGAAAAGGAUACUUGCUAACAUAUUUUAGUCUUAAGGAAUUGACAAAAAUCUGAAAUUAAUACUGAA